Molecule: messenger RNA, 150 nt
Organism: Paramuricea clavata
Lineage: Eukaryota; Metazoa; Cnidaria; Anthozoa; Malacalcyonacea; Plexauridae
Source: the annotation of a GenBank genome assembly
AUGGCGGAAGCUAUAGAAGUAACAUGUGCAGUUUGCGAUAAAGAGGUAGGAACAGGACACAAAUGUAAGUUAUGCAGCGAAUUUGUUCAUCUUAUAUGUGGGGAAAGGGAUGAAGAUGAAGAAAAAGAAGGAUACGGACAAAGUGUAUGA